Molecule: messenger RNA, 2404 nt
Organism: Vespa crabro (European hornet)
Lineage: Eukaryota; Metazoa; Arthropoda; Insecta; Hymenoptera; Vespidae
Gene: Rab23
Product: ras-related protein Rab-23
Exons: 6
Coding region: 720-1370 (216 amino acids)
Molecular function (GO): GTP binding; GTPase activity
Source: RefSeq, a predicted model, not a curated record
CCUCCACGUGGUGAGACCCGGGCACUCGGUAUUGUUUACGUAAAAUAAUAUGUAUAAUAUUAUCUGUAUAAGUGUCUAACGUAAGCACUAGCGAGCUAAUGGCUGCAUUUAGAUUCUUUUUUUUUUCUUAUUAUUAUUUAUUUUUCUUUUUUUUUUUUGAAUGAUUCAGACUUCUUAAAAUGUAAAUGAAAAAAAUUUGUAAUAUAUUUUAUCGUUAUAUUAUUAUCAACAUUUUAGCAUAGAUCCAGCGUCGAUAAAGUAGAGAACUACUAUCGGAAGAGGGCUCUAGUGAAUCGAACGAAUUCGCCCUUUAAGAGAGCCAUCUUAUUUGCCAUCGUAAUUCGCCACAUUCUCACACAAAGUUCUCAUUGAAAUAAUUUCUAUUUUCUAUAUUUCUUUUCAGAACACUUAUUACAGAAUUUAAAAUAAUAAUAAUAAUAAUAAUAAUAAUAAUAAUAAUAAUAAUAAUAAUAAUAAUAAUAAUAGUAAUAAUAAUAAUAAUAAUAAUAAUAAUAAUAGUAGAUACGUGUCGGAAAGAUUGAACAAUGAAAAUCUAUUAUAUAUUACGAUUAAUAACAUUAUUUGGUUAGAAGUUUAUUUUCAGAUGGGACCACGAUACUAGAGAACAAAAGAAGAAGAAGAAAAAGGAAAGAAAGAUCAUCGUCCGAUGAAGAAGAAAAGUGGUGAUAGUUGGUAAUGGCGCUGUGGGAAAAUCGUCAAUGAUUCAGAGGUUUUGCAAGGGUACUUACACGAGGGAUUAUAAGAAGACUAUUGGCGUUGAUUUUCUCGAGCGAGAAAUAGAGGUAGAUGGCGAAGACGUGAGAUUGAUGCUAUGGGACACCGCGGGUCAGGAAGAGUUCGACGCCAUAACGGCGGCUUAUUAUCGCGGUGCACACGCUUGCGUACUUGCUUAUUCUGCUACAGAUAGAAAUUCUUUCGAUGCUAUUCCUUCAUGGAAAUUAAAGGUAGAAAAUGAAUGCGGCGAAAUACCGACGGUACUCGUACAGAACAAGAUGGAUUUAGUCGAUCAAUGCGUCAUCGGUCUGGACGAAGCUGAGAGGCUUGGUCGUGUUCUUGGAUGUAAACUCUUGCGAACAUCCGUAAAGGAAGACGUCGGUGUUAUGAGCGUAUUCCGACAUUUAGCAUCACGAUGUUUACAUGAGAUGCGUAGGAAUGAUAACGAUUAUCAGGACGAUUUAAGGUUGUAUUCUACUGGACCGAGAUCUCCUUCUGUAAUAAGUGCCUUUAGUCCAAACGGAUCAACGUGUUGUCGUAAUAGCGGAAACGGAACGAUUGUUUUAAGGUCAGGAGGUAAAACGAGGAAUCACAAAAAAAAGAAUUUCGUAAAGAGCGCCUGUAGACUACUCUAAUCAAAGAAAUAUUAAUCUAGUAAAACACCUACAAGUUGAUCGAUUUAGAGUGGCAAUGUGCAACAUAAUGUUAAUAUGUAACUUAUAGAUUAUGCCUGAGUGUUUGUAGUACCAUCUCCUCUCUGUCUUUAUUUUUUAAAGAAAAAUUCCGUCCAGGGCGAGUUACAGGAAGAUUUUGAUGUGCGUGUGAGCGUGCGAGUGCGUGUGCGUGUGCGUUCGUGCGUGCAUGUAUGUAUGUGUAAACGCUCGUACAAAAAAAAAACAAAAAAUAGAGAGAGAGAGAGAAAGUUAGAAAAAGAAUAUAUAUAUGAUGAAAAUUUAAUAGUGCAAGACAAUGUAUGGUACGAACGUAUUUGUAAAUAAUUUUUAAUUUGCAUAUGAAAAAACGAGCUCGUAGAUGUAUAUUGUCGAUGCAUUGAUAGCAAUUAAUCAUUAAUUAAUAUCUAUCGAAAUCAAUGAUUUUUUUACGUAUGAUUAAUAUAAUUAAUUUCUUUUUAAUACCAAUGGGUUAAUAGUUUACAUCGAAACAUAUCGAGAUGAUAUAAAUUCAGGUAAAAUAGUUAGAUAUACGUAUGAAUGAUUAUAGAGCGAAUAUUUAUUGCCGUUUUAUAAAUCGAAUAUUAUAUUUAUAUAUUCAAUUCCUUUUGAACAAUUUUUUCUUUUUUCUUUUUAAUUCUGAAAACCUUUCGAAUUGAAUUACAUAUUUUUAUUAUUAUUAUUAUUAUAUAUGUAUUUAACACGUUUUGUAUAUAUAUUUUUACCAUUUUUUUUGCAGCGAAAUUUCGACAUUAUAUACUUUUUUGUUAAUAUUGUCGAGCGAACGUUUAGAAUAGACCAAAACUAAAUAUAUAUUGCAGACACCUAUUUAUGUAUAUGUAUAUAUAUAUAUAUAUAUAUAUAUAUAUAUAUAUAUAUAGCCCGUAUAAGGGAAUAUUAUUUGUUUGACGAGUCGAAAUGUUAAACUUUAUGAUAAGUAUUUGUUAAUGUAUGGGAGCAGGAAAAAAAUAAAUUGAGUCGGCUAUUUUUAGCUGGUA